UAACGAUUUUAUUAUUAUAUAAAAUAAAAUUAAAAAGGCUUGCGCCCUUACAGUACAGUUAUACUACAAACAUUUAAAAUCCAUGGAUGAUAUCACCGGUCGCACCCAUUUAUUAGUAUUUGUAUGUAGGUAUUAUAGUUAAGUAACAGUUUGUUACAUUAGAUUUUAAACGAACACUGCUAUUAUAAAUAAAAUGGACUCCAGGAGUGAAUACAAUGUUUGUGCUUUGGAAAUUCGGCUCGAUUUAUUCAAUUAAUAUCAUCGUUUCUGUCGGUCGUUUUCUGAAUAUGAAUUGUAAAUGUGGCUUUGUCAGUCGUGGCUGGUAGUUGCUGGUGCUUACUGGAGCUAAUCAACAAAAUUGGACUGUUAAUACUUGCUACAUUGUAGUGACGAUGUUGCAAAAAGAAUAAAAAACGCACUGUGAUUAAUUGUGAUAUACUACUUUACAAAGUCCCUUUUAAGCAUGAGCCUGUCUCUGCCUCUUUCAUGCUCUCAGAGAGUAAAAGAGGCACUUUCGAGUGCCGGCAUAGAUCAGAAGUUAGACAUCGGUUCAACUAUGGCAAACAAAAUUCUAGCCCCUGUUAAAACAGAACAGCAGAUUUUGGAAAACUCAAUGUUGGAAGAUGAUCCCAAUGCAAAUUGUGCUGUUACUCAAGAAGAAAAAAUGCGACCACGAUGGGGCCCGCAACAUAAAGGAGCCCAAGAAUUAGCUAAUCUAUACACAACAGGUAAAAGAACUCAGGAAUGCAUUUGCGUUGGUAUUUGUAUCACCCUUAUGGCUGUCAAUUUUUUUUUUAUCGUUACUCAUAUUCAUUUGGCAAACUUCAGUAGUAUAAUACUGGCAGCAUUGUUUGGCAUAAUGACAGCAGAUUUUGCUUCGGGCCUUGUACAUUGGGGAGCAGACACUUGGGGAUCAGUUGAAUUACCUAUUAUAGGAAAGAAUUUCCUGAGGCCUUUUCGUGAGCACCACAUUGACCCUACGUCGAUAACUCGGCAUGACUUCAUUGAAACAAACGGAGACAAUUUUGGUGUCACCAUUCCAUUCCUAGCAAAGAUAGUUUGGGAUUUUAUCGUUUUGCCAGAGGAACAACUUCGAAAUAAAUUCCUUUGGAUCUGUUUUGUAUUUCUGUUGGCUAUAUUUGUUGCAAUGACAAAUCAGAUCCAUAAAUGGUCUCACACAUAUUUUGGGCUACCCAAGUGGGUAAUAUGGUUACAGGAGCACCACGUUAUACUGCCACGUCGUCACCAUCGAAUUCAUCACGUGGCACCCCAUGAAACAUAUUUUUGCAUCACAACCGGAUGGCUCAAUUGGCCCCUGGAAAAGUUGAGAUUUUGGGGGAUCUUAGAAUACAUAAUCGAGUUCACAACAGGAUAUAAACCCCGAGCUGACGAUCUCAAAUGGGCACAAAAGGGAAUAAGAAAUGAUGCACAACGAAACCAAAAAUAAUUUAUCUUUAAAACAAAUUUUGCUUUUAAACUAAUAUAUUCAUUAUUAUAUAGUAAGCAAUCAUUUAUCAAUAAGUAAUUCAAAAAUACACACAAGUGCAUCUUAAUAUGCAUUUUAUUGCAUUGAUAUCGUUUAACAUAAAUAAUUCUUUUAUUAUUAAUUUUAUCUUGGUAAUAAAAAUGAAUUGUUUGCUUUUGCAUUCCAAAAAUAGUGAACGCAUACGUGUAUAAUUAAACACAAGUCGGUGCUUUUCGUGAACGCUUAGACAACUUCAUAGGUUACCUUGACAGUUAUAGGCAGCAGCAUUUCUAAAAAGACGCUAUUAUUAACAUCAAUUAAUUAAUGGCUGUACAAGUAUUAAUUUAAAAAAAAUUGUACUUAUUUUAAUGACAAUCAAUUUUUCACAUAUUUUCAUCAGCAACUACUUUUUAUAUGCUGGGACCAAUAAUAUGCCCUUUUAACAGUAUAGAAAUUGGCUUAGAAAACUAAACGAAAUGCAUACUAGCGGCAAGAAAUCUGUGUAAAAACAUUGUAAAUCGAAAUGAAAGUAAAAGUGCUGUAGAGGUGUGGGUGAUCUAUCCCAGCAGCGAAAGUUUUAUUUUUUUUGUAUCGUAUUUAUUAAGUAAUACCGGAAGUGACUAAUUAAAAAAGUUUUUAUUUUUGUAAUUUAUUUUAUACUCGUAAUUGUUGAUUAGGUCGUGAUAAAAAAAAUAUCUAUCUACUCCAGCUAUAACUAAAGUACCUGCAUAACAAGAAAAAUUAUGUGCUAAAUAAAAAAAAAUAAUUCUUCUAGUAGUUUACACUGGUAGGUGUUAACUAAAAAAGCAAUUGAUUAAUUGUCUAGAAAUAAACUGGAGCGAACAAUGAUUUUAUAAAAGCAUUUCUGUAGUUUAAGCCAUUUGAAUUUGAACAGUAACACUUUGAACUUUUUCAAUAUUUUUGGGUUUUCUACAUAUAUUUGAUGUCUGCUACAUACAUCUGUUACAUAAGCAAACACCACUUCCGAAUUUCUAUUCACCGAAAUAAAAUACUUUCUUUUUACUUUCAAAAAUGCUAUAUUUUAGGGCUACUGUUUUGGACUGGAAUAGUAAUAGCUUGCAUAAAAAAUAUGAGAAACAUAGCUUCAGGGGUAGUUCGUCCAUACUUAUCUUAAUACAAGUUUUGUAUAAAGUCUCUUAAAAUCUGAUGAUCUAACUAUAAAACAAUCCAUUAUACCGUCUCUUUGCGCUUAUUCUACAUAUUUUUUAUAUGUAAUACAAUUAUUUUUAUAUUACUAUUGUUACUAUAACUGCACAAAUAUGCUUGCAAAUACUAUAUGACUUGUAUUAUCGCACAUACAAUCACGACAGACUGGGAAGCUUUACACCCAUCAUUAUUAUUGUGCCAUAAAAUCGUCUUAUCAUAUGUAUAAUAUAUGUACAAACAUGAAAAAAUAUUUUUAACUUGGACCUUUAUUGAAAAAUAUUCUGCAAGGUUAGUGAAUUAUAAAAUAAAAUUGAUAAUCAUUUUCUUUAAUUCAAAAAUGUACACCUACAUUUGUAGUUUUUUGUCUGUUGUAAGAUUUUUUUGAAUGUGGUUUUAAGGUGAAAUUUUUCUUUUUGAUUUAAUUUUUAAUUAACUAUGUUGCCAGACAAUCACCUAUGGCAUAAUAUGAUACACCACAAAAUUAUGGCAAUUGUGAUACAAAAAUGCUUAUAGUACCUAUUCUAUUACACAUUUAUAAAAUAAAGUGCUUGCUUUAUUCA
Molecule: messenger RNA, 3192 nt
Organism: Agrilus planipennis (emerald ash borer)
Lineage: Eukaryota; Metazoa; Arthropoda; Insecta; Coleoptera; Buprestidae
Gene: Kua
Product: transmembrane protein 189
Exons: 5
Coding region: 464-1447 (327 amino acids)
Molecular function (GO): oxidoreductase activity
Source: RefSeq, a predicted model, not a curated record